This is a messenger RNA of Oppiella nova, 909 nucleotides long. The record is from the annotation of a GenBank genome assembly. NCBI's taxonomy places the organism in Eukaryota, Metazoa, Arthropoda, Arachnida, Sarcoptiformes, Oppiidae.
GAAAUACUUUUCAAAGUUUCAAAAGCUUUAGAGGACUCGCAGAGUCAGAGGUUUGGUAUUAGUGUUAAGCGUUAACAUUGAAAGUGAAGGCGUGAGACAUAACUGAAGGGAACGGACCAUACAUUUCCACUCUUCUCGUAAUACAAUUACUCACAAACUCUUUGUAUUUCUAUUUUAAAAAAACGUUAACUUUUCUCAACUGAAUCGCGAUUUUACUCAUCUAGUGCACCGAAAAUGCCUCAAAGCAAACAUCUUAAUUACUAUGGAUUUCUGGGACUAUUCGUUGCCUUAGCAUCCGUGGCGUCCUUUUUCAUCCUGAAGAACAAGGACUGCACUAUAUUUACGGGCGACGACUAUCCCAAGCUGGAGAUCAUCCAAAUCACGGGAACCAUCACUGGAGGCGUGCUAUUUAUACUCAGUUUCUUCAAUAUCGCCGGAAUAUUAUACGACAUAAAGAUCUUAUUCUUCGCGGCCAUCGUGGCAAUUUUGGUGAUCGCCGGGGUCAUGUUUUGGGGCGCUUUCGUGGCAUUUUCCGAGCCCUGCAAAGAAUUCUUUCUGGGAAUCAAUGCAUCCGUCUUUGACAAGAAUGCCUUCAAAGCGGAAGACGGGGCCAACAUUGCUAUUAUGGUUUUGGACGCAUUGGCAGGACUUAUGCUCUCAUCCAUUGGAUUCACAUUUGGAAAACGUCUCUAAAAACAGAUCUCAUAUUUUUGCAUUUUAUUUACACUUUGUUUUCAGUACUUUAAUUAAUUAUACACCGCUUUUGAUCGCAUCAAACAUUUCUGGUUUAAAAUACAUAUUUAAACUGUGAAUGAAUUUCAUUUUGUCUACAAAAAUAUAUAUACUCUCUGAAUAUUAUAAUCAAUUGUGAUGUUAAUUCUUGUGAAUACAGUUGACGUCCAAAUGCGC